Messenger RNA from Ustilaginoidea virens, 411 nucleotides. RefSeq lists its product as uncharacterized. The record is from RefSeq and is a predicted model, not a curated record. Lineage: Eukaryota; Fungi; Ascomycota; Sordariomycetes; Hypocreales; Clavicipitaceae. The coding region runs from base 1 to 411 and encodes 136 amino acids. The transcript has 2 exons.
AUGGAUAACGUCAAUUCCGAGCGAUGGAAGCGUCAAUGGCGUCUGUUUGAGGUCGGCAUUGAUGUUGCUGCUGAUGUUGCUGCUGAUGUUGCUGCUGAUGUUGCUGAUCUUUUGCCUCCAGAGAGUGGCCAGCAUGUGGACAACGUGGUGCGUGCAACUAAAGAGUUUCGAAAUCGCUUCAGCCCCCUGCUCAUUCUUAUCCCUGCUGAAUCCCGUCAGAUGCAUCGUACCGGUCUGAUUCCUGCAGGCAGUGCAUCGGCAGUAGGAGUGGCCUGCUGGGCCCAACCAAACCCACGCGAAACUUUGUCCGUGGACGUGCUUCUUUCAAACUUUCCACGGCUGGCGUCGUCCAGCUUCGGACAAAUCGUUGAUUUCCUCCAGCAGCCCAUCGUGGUCCAAGACUCGGACUGA